Messenger RNA from Diachasma alloeum, 2014 nucleotides. RefSeq names its product RNA-binding protein 7. The transcript is spliced from 2 exons. The coding region runs from base 241 to 879 and encodes 212 amino acids. The record is from RefSeq and is a predicted model, not a curated record. NCBI's taxonomy places the organism in Eukaryota, Metazoa, Arthropoda, Insecta, Hymenoptera, Braconidae. Gene Ontology annotation, molecular function: single-stranded RNA binding. Gene Ontology annotation, cellular component: nucleus. Gene Ontology annotation, biological process: regulation of alternative mRNA splicing, via spliceosome.
ACUAAGGAAAGGAAUAUUCGCAUAACCUACAAUUCCCAGUGGAAUGCUUUCACCAUUCAUAGCAGUAUACUUUACUUUGAACAUAAAAACAAUUGGCCCAGUACAAAUUAGCCCAACGACAAAGAUCAUACGCCUGCUUAACCUGUCUAAUUUAGUAACCGCGGUCCUAAACAGCCGGAGCCAUUAAUCAUCAAAUAAUAAUACUACAAUUUGAUCGCCGCAAUUAGUUUUCGUUGCUCCAUGAUGGAUGAGGAGGCUAGGAUCAUAUGGUGCGGUAAUUUAAGCAGUAGAUGCAAUGAAGAAAUACUUUAUGAAUUAUUUUUACAGGCUGGGCCAGUGGAGAAAGUGAACAUUCCCAAGGAUCGCGAUGGUAACCAAAAAAAUUUUGGUUUUGUUACAUUCAGACAUCCAGUAUCGGUCCCCUACGCUCUGGGCUUGUUCGAAGGAACAUCGAUUUAUAAUCGUCCUCUGACAAUUAAGGCGAGACAAUCAUCACCAGACCAGCCCCUGGGCUUCACUUCUCGCAAAACGCAUAACUCCAACAUGAACGAAAUGGCUGUAUUUGGUAAUCAAGUAUUGAUGGGGUAUCAGAUGCCCCAAGUGGGAUACAAUAUGAUGUCAAUGUUUGCCCCACCUGGUAUAAUGGCAUAUCCCAGUCAAAAUCAUAUGAAUUCGUAUUCCUACGGAAAAGAAGACGGAUAUUUCAACAGGAAUCAUCCCUAUGCCCGUGAUCAAGAAAAUAACAGGGAUAGAGAUCACAGAAGGGAUUUUGAUCGUUAUGAUAAUAAGGGAGAACGUAAUCAUCGUGGGCGUGAGCAUCAGAGAAACUCUAGGAGUCAUCGGUCGAAUGAUAACAGAAGUGUCAGAAAUCAUCGAUGAAUUUCAAGUUCAUUUUUAAGCCAUCAGCUAUGAACUUUUUAUAACCCUCACACUGGUUAGGAAAUCGUAUAUUCUGACCCUAGGCCGUGAGGAAAUGUUCUGCCUCAUAUGAUUACAGAAUUCACCUUCAGCUUGUACUAUAACCCCAUGUUUGUCAGCAAAGUUCCUCACGACCGUGUAUCGAACGAUAUUUUUAGUCAUUCAAACCGUGAGCGAUGAUUCACGGGAGUGUCCGUGGGACAACGCUUUACGGACUGGAGGAUAAAAAUUCAGUUUCAUCAUACGGUCUGUAAAAAGUAUUGUUUGUCACUAGGCCGAAAGAAACUUUUUGUCACUCCGGCCGUAAGGCAGCGCUUCACCGACGCGUAGCGUACAACCAUUAUGAUUAAAAAUAUCUUUCGUCCACGGCCUAAAAAUACUUUUCUUGCUCAUAUGAUUGCAACCCUCGCCUUUGGGCCGGGCAGUACACUCAUAUUCGCUACUAAAGUUUUUUUCGACCUAAUGAUGAAAUAUACGAUUUCUGGCGACUAUGAGCUAGAAAAAGUCAAUCAUAUGAGGUAGAAUAGUAUAUUUCGAUACAAGUGAGAUCUAUAAUACAGUUUAAUACAAGUGAGCCCUCGGCUUUGCCUCGGGCCGCCAACACUUGUAAAAAUUCCCGUCUCACAUAUGUCGACCAAUAUUUUUCGACAUUGAUGUUACUUUCAGUGGCCAAACUGUGCUCUUUUCGUUUACAAGUAAAUAAAAAGGCACGUUUAGGCACGAAGUGACCGGUAGCAGCAAUGUUAAAUUUUUUUUUCGGCUAUGUGACGAACUAUAUUUCUUGUCUGUAGGCAGAGAUUCACCGACGUGCAGCGCUUCACAGGCACGCUGCAACCUCAUAUUCGCCAGAAUAGUUCCUGUCGGCUCAGUAACGAGAUAUACUACUUAGUCACAACGCCUAAGAUAUGAACGAAUUCGACAAUUCUGUACAUAAAAAAUUGCCUUAAAAUUUUAAACUUUUUUUGAAAUUUUUAUUUGAAAAAUAGAAUCCAAAAGAAGAAAAAUGAGCGCAACCGGAGCUCUGUAACUCAAUGACUGGCGGAGAUAUUGAAGAUUGGAUUUGUUUCAAUCUAAAACCUUUUUUUUUCAAUUCGAA